GUGUGCCUUGCUCUUCCUCGAUAGUCUGUCAGAGAAAGGUUCGCUGAUGCAAUGCGGACUUUUUGGUUGUGACCUAAAGAGGAGUAGGAGGAGAUGCCGCAGCGUGUUUGCGGUCUGUCGAGCAGACAGGACAUCGCCCAUAAACCUUUUCCUCCUUCCCUGGAGGCAGAGCCGGGCAGCUCCGCGUUGGGACAUCGGGAUCUUUGUCAUCAUGGUCUCGAUUGCCUUGGUGGUGCUGGUCACCCUGCUAGUUUCCAGUAGAACAUGGGGGUCUGCCCAUUAUAGCUCCACCCAGACCCUUUACGACAGACCCAUCAUCGGUGUAUUAGCACAAGAGACACACUUUGAUAACUUGCUCGUUUAUGGGAAAUCAUACAUUGCGGCCUCUUAUGUGAAGACGCUUGAAUCUGCUGGAGCAAGAGUAAUACCUAUAAAAAUCAAUCUUCCUCAAGAAGAAUAUGAGAAACUCUUCAGUUACAUCAAUGGGGUUCUCUUCCCAGGAGGUGGUGUUGACCUUCAACAUUCUGAGUACGCCAGAGUGGCCAAGAUAUUUUAUAACCUAGCUAUAAAGGCCAAUGACCAAGGUGACUAUUUCCCUAUCUGGGGAACAUGUCUCGGAUUUGAAGAACUAACAGUCCUCACAAGUGGAGAACUUCUUCUAACUUUAACAAAGACUGAGGAUGUGGCAUUACCUCUAAAUGUUACUAAAAGUGCCCCAAGUAGCAAGUUGUUCAGAAAUAUACCUCCAUAUUUAUAUCAGUCCCUUGCCAGAAAACCGUUAACUGCAAAUUUCCACGACUGGAGUCUUUCUGUACAGAAUUUCACAGCAAAUGAGAAACUGAGAAGCUUCUACAAUGUACUGACAACCAACACAGAUGGAAUUGUGGAAUUUAUUUCAACAAUUGAAGCAUUUAAAUACCCAUUCUAUGGAGUCCAGUGGCACCCAGAAAAAAAUCCAUUUGAGUGGAAAAAAACUUCAGACAUACCACAUAGUUCAGAUGCCAUUCAUCUAGCAUUUUAUAUGGCAGAGUUCUUUGUCAGUGAAGCAAGAAGAAAUUCACAUCACUUUCUUGAUGAAACAUUGGAGAAUGAUUUAUUAAUGUAUAACUAUAAUCCUGUGUACACUGGAACAAUUUCUGGUUUUGAGCAAAUAUAUUUUUUCUGAUUAUUUUUUUUCUUUUAAUAUUUUAAAUUGCUUUAAACAUAAUAAGCUUGUUGUGGGAACCAAUGUUUGCAAUGCACUUUCUAUUAUUUUACAGCUGAUUUUAUCGUGUUAUCCACAUAUUGUUUUAGUAAAAAAAAGUAAUGUCAUUCCUAAAAGACCAUAUAUUCAAAUCAUUCCUAUUAUAACAAUUUAAUUGUUUUUGUUAUGACAAAAUAAAUGGGUCAAAUUUGAAAGGCGGGCAUUGUAACCUUGAAUGUAUACAAAUAAAAUAAAACAUGGUUUUGCAGUGUUCAA
Molecule: messenger RNA, 1459 nt
Organism: Bombina bombina (fire-bellied toad)
Lineage: Eukaryota; Metazoa; Chordata; Amphibia; Anura; Bombinatoridae
Gene: GGH
Product: gamma-glutamyl hydrolase
Exons: 9
Coding region: 47-1165 (372 amino acids)
Biological process (GO): tetrahydrofolylpolyglutamate metabolic process
Cellular component (GO): vacuole
Molecular function (GO): gamma-glutamyl-peptidase activity
Source: RefSeq, a predicted model, not a curated record